AUGAAUAUAUAUUUAAAAAAAUACGUGUUCUUUUUUGUAAUAAUUUAUUUAAUUAAAAAAAUUUAUUGUUUUGAUGAAGACGGAAAAUUAACGAAAUUAAAAAAAUUAAUAAAUAAAAAAAUAAAAUUACAUGUGAAUGAAACACACAAAAAUGCAGGAGAAAAUAUAAAACAUUUAUUUAUGUAUGUACAUGAAAUAACAUUAAAUGAUUAUGUUGAUUAUGUUUUAAAUAAAACAGAUGAUUAUGAUUGUGUAUUAUUUUUAAUCGAUGUGGAUAGUAAUAAUAUUACUUCAAAGUUUGAUAAAAAAAGUUUUAUUUUAUUAGAAUUAUUUAAUGAAGUUGCCAAAAAAAUAACUUUAGAUAAUAUUUUUUUAUAUAAUGAAAACUUUUCAAAUGAACAUGAUAAAGAAAAAUAUAAUGAUAACAACCAUUUAAUAAAACCAGUUUUCUUUUUUUUAUUAAAUUUCAAUAAAUAUAAUAACAGACCUUUAAAAUAUAUUCAUAUGAUUUACAAUUUACCAGAAUUUGUAUACAUAAAUAACAACACUUUUAAUAAUUUUAAUUAUUCUUCUAAGAUUAGAAAAAAUUUUAUGUUAGAAUAUUACAUAAAAGAUAUUAAACAAAUAGAUCAAAAGAAAAAAGAAUUAAAUAAUCAAAUUAUUCAAAAAUACUUCAUAGAAUUUAUUAAUUUACAUAAUAGAAAUAAAAUUAUACUACAUGAUAAGUUUUCUCACAAAAAGAGAUUAAUUAUAACAGGUUUAAUAAUCAUUAUAUUUACAUUUUUAUACUUUUUUGUUUUGUUAUUAGAAAAAUACAAUGUUAUAAUAUAUAUUUGCUCAUAUAUCCUUUACUUGAUUUGCCUAAGUGGAAUUUUUCAUUGCUUAAUUAAUAAUUCAGAUGCAUAUAACAAAGAUAAAAGUAUUGAAACCAUCUUUCAAAAAUAUAUAUACCGUUCAACAAAUACUCAAUAUAUAUAUGAAGGCUUUAUCUUUUCAUUUCUGAUUUUAGUAAUAAAUGUAUUAUUAUUUAUACUAUUAUAUUACUCAAAUAAAGAAAAUAUACCUAAAAUAAAAAAAAAUAUACUUUUUUUUCCUCUUAUAUUUAUUAUUUAUAUUUCUUUAAAAACAAUACAUACAAUUAAUAUUUAUAAAAUAUAUUUCUCAACAUACCACUUUUUUCCUCCUCUUAAAUUUUUUCGUAAAUAA
Messenger RNA from Plasmodium relictum, 1206 nucleotides. Its product is annotated as conserved Plasmodium membrane protein, unknown function. NCBI's taxonomy places the organism in Eukaryota, Apicomplexa, Aconoidasida, Haemosporida, Plasmodiidae. The transcript has a single exon. Gene Ontology annotation, cellular component: oligosaccharyltransferase complex. The coding region runs from base 1 to 1206 and encodes 401 amino acids. The record is from RefSeq and is a predicted model, not a curated record.